AUGAUAGGGCGAAGAGGAAGUGAUGGAAGACCGGGAGAGAGAGGAGGACCUGGUGGAAGAGGAGAGAGAGGGUUACCAGGAGAACCAGGGCUUCAAGGAUUACAAGGUGUACCUGGAUUACCUGGACCAACGGGUCCUAAAGGAAGUACUGGCGACGCUGGGCGAAAUGGUGAAGAUGGAAAACCGGGUUUACAAGGCAUCAGUGGAAGUAGGGGAGGUCCUGGCAAUCCCGGUCUACCAGGUAUUGCCGGUGCCGCUGGAAAAGAUGGCGAAAGAGGCUCGACUGGCCCAAUUGGAUCACCAGGUUUUCCAGGACCACCGGGUAUAGCUGGGGCGAUUGGACCUCCUGGGAAAAACGGAGAGCCAGGAAAAACAGGAGAGGUGGGCAGUCCUGGACUUCCAGGACUUCCAGGUCAACGUGGAGUUCCAGGUGAAAGAGGACUUCAAGGCUUUCCGGGUCAGCAGGGAGCAAGAGGACCUGUCGGCAUCGCUGGCAAAGAUGGAGAAAACGGAUUGAUGGGCAUAAAAGGAGAACGUGGAAGCGCUGGACUUCCAGGCAUGACUGGUAUUCCUGGAGCAAGAGGAAGCGAUGGCAAACCGGGAAAUGAUGGUGAACAAGGUCCACCAGGACCUCCAGGUACACCUGGAAGAGCUGGGCGGGAUGGAAAAGAUGGAGCUCCUGGUCUCCCAGGCCAAACAGCAUUGGCUAGCACUGGAACAGGGAUAAAAGGUGCACAAGGUCCGCCUGGGUUACCAGGAAUUCCAGGGGCAGCCGGUACACCCGGUGGAAAAGGAGACAAAGGUGACAGAGGUGAAACAGGCGUUAUUGGAGCACCCGGACCGAGUGGUGAUGUUGGUAAACCAGGUCUCCGCGGUGAAAAAGGAGAAGAAGGUUCAGAUGGUGCGAUCGGACCUCCCGGUGAAUCAGGACCAGUGGGCAGCAGCGGACCACCAGGACCAAGCGGAAGUAAAGGCGAUAGUGGGGCACAGGGAGCCCCUGGAGCCCCUGGACCCCCUGGUUCUGCGGGUCUUCCUGGAAUCCAGGGCAUGCAAGGACCAAGUGGACCAUCAGGAAUUCAAGGUCCAAUGGGCAAGGAAGGACCAGUGGGACAAAGUGGACCGAUUGGUGAACCCGGAACAAAAGGAGACGCAGGACCAGCUGGACUGAACGGUGAACCGGGCGAAAAAGGCCAAAGCGGAGAUCAUGGACCUCCAGGCCCUCCUGGUCCACAAGGUGGUGUCGGUCCUCAAGGAGAAAGAGGGUUGUCCGGUUUGGCAGGUUUACCUGGACCACCAGGACCUCUUGGCCAACGUGGUGAAAUAGGAUUGCCAGGUCUGCCAGGUAAAGCUGGUGAAGCCGGUGAAAUUGGUUUAACUGGAUCUACCGGUCCACCGGGAACUCCUGGAGAUCAUGGCGAGCCCGGUCCCAUGGGUAGUGAUGGACCACCAGGACCUCCAGGCCAAAUUUUAUUAAUUAUGUCAGCUUAUUGUGAUACUGGUACAAAUGGUCAACCGGGUUCUCCCGGAUCAAUGGGACCGCAAGGACCUUCUGGUCCGCCCGGUCCUCUAGGAAAUCCUGGUGAACAGGGACCUCCAGGCUCUCAAGGAAAAGACGGACGAGAUGGUAAUGCAGGACCUAUAGGGGCCAAAGGAGACAGAGGAGAAACAGGCUUACAAGGCAUGAAUGGAAGAGAUGGGAAGGACGGAGAAAAGGGACGAUCUGGUGAUAAAGGCUGGCCAGGAUCACCCGGAUUGCCUGGAAAACCAGGUCCACCAGGUAUUCAAGGUGACCAAGGUCCACCUGGUCAAAAUGGAGCGCCCGGACAAAACGGACCUCAAGGAAUUCGUGGUGAAAGAGGAAGCACUGGACCGCUUGGACCACAAGGUCCUUCGGGAGUGCCAGGAAAAGACGGUUAUCCAGGUCAAUCGGGAAGUCAAGGUCCCCCUGGACCUCCGGGUCCGCCAGGUGAAGCCGGAAGUGGUGGUGGAUUUGAUCCAGGUUUAAUCGCAGCCAUGUUUUCGUCAUCAGGCAUGGUAAAAGGUCCUGUUUAUCCGCCGUUUCUGCCAGCACCGCUAACCCCCGAAACACUAGGAUCCCGACCAUCAGCAGAUGAUCCUGAAGUAACAUCUAAAUUGGAAAGAAUGCAAACAUUGUUUCAAACAAUCUCGGAUAAACUCAAAGAAGUAAAAAAAGUAUUGGGUACAAAAGAAAGUCCAGCUCGAACAUGUCGUCAACUGGCUGAAAUGUAUCCAGAAUAUAAAAGUGGCAAUUAUUAUAUCGAUCCAAACGAUGGUUCAAUAUUCGAUGCUAUAUUAGUUUAUUGCAAUAUACAAAAAAAAGAGAGUUGUUUAUUAAAUGCAGGAAAACCAGAUAAACGUUCAUGGACAACGCAUCCAUUAACCGAACACAAAUGGUUUUAUGAAGACAUUUCAAAUAGUAGUAUUGAUUUUAAAGUUGAUAAAGCUCAAAUAUCAUUUUUACAAUUACAAAGUACAAUGGUUCAUCAAACAGUAACAUACCAUUGUCGUAAUUCGAUUGCUUACAUGUCAUCUGAUAAUAGUUAUGAAAAUGCUGUAAAAUUAUUGACAUGGAACGAUCAAGUACUUCAUCCAAAUGCCGAGUAUCCACAUUUACGUUAUAAAGUUAUUCGCGAUGAUUGUAAAUUUCGAAAAAAUUCUUGGUCAACAAGUGUAUUUGAAUAUUCAACACGUAUAACACAAAGACUCCCAUUUUUAGAUAUUGCUAUCCGUGAUAUUGGUUCUCGUAAUCAAGAAAUUGGCGUUGAAAUUGGCCAAAUGACUGUUAUAUUGUUAAAAAUUGAACAAGCUCUAUUUCUGGCAUGUUAUCAAUGUUCAAUGAAAUAUUCGAAUGAAGAAUGUAAUAAUAACAAUUCAACGUACAGUACAGAAUGUCAACCCACAUUUGAUACUUGUAUGACAAUUGUACUUAAACCGGCUCUAUUAAAUCAAUUAUUAAUAACAAAAUAUUGUACAAAACGGGAAGCAUGUGAUAGACAAAAAAAUUAUACAGAAACUCUCACACAAUGUCAUCCAAAUGAAGAACGUAGCUGGGGUUGUACCGAAUUACCUUUAACGACUAAAUCUAUUCAAUUAGCAACAACAAAAACAACAAUAACAACAACAACAACAACAACAACAACAACAACAACGUCAGCCAAGUCUAUUAAGAGUACGACUGUUACAGUUAGUAGUACGACUGUUACAAUUAGUAGUACGUCCAGACAGCCUAAGAGAAUUACCACAAAAUUAGCAACAUUAUCACCAGUUGACGUUGGAUACACAAAUACAUCAAAAAGGGGAAAAACUGUCCUUUGGAUUCAAGGUCCUAAAGGCCCACCAGGCGCAGAUGGAUUACCUGGUAGUCCAGGAGCUUUCGGUGUGGUCGGUUUAGUUGAAGAUUUUAAUAUUCCAGGUGGCAAUUUUGUAGAAAUGCAACGAGUUGAAGAUAUUCGAAACAUUAUUCAACGACAGUUGCUUAGUCAUGUUUACAAUCCGUCACAAUUCCUCAAAGGGCCUUCAGCAUUAGCACAAUCUGGUGCACCAUACAUCCCCUACGCACAGAUCAGGACGGGAAAUCCGGGAUCAGCCGGACUGCAGGGAAUGAAAGGUGUGACUGGAAUUCAAGGUACACCCGGGAUGCACGGUUUACCGGGCGAGUCAGGUUUACCAGGUUACACUGGGAAACAAGGACAAGAUGGAGUGAAUGGGCUUCAAGGACCACCAGGCGAAGAUGGGAUACCAGGACAAAGAGGAAAACCGGGUGCGGAUGGUGCAAAAGGUUGGACUGGUCCAAAAGGUUCUAAAGGUGAGAUUGGAGAACGCGGCGAGAAAGGGAGUAUGGGACGGCAAGGACGUGAAGGAAAUCCUGGACCUCAGGGCGCUCGUGGUCCGAGAGGAGAAACUGGCAUCUAUGGUGCCGAAGGUCCAGUGGGAAUGCAAGGAAUUGGUAUGGGUAGUACGGGUGCUAUCGGACCGGCUGGUUAUCCAGGAACGAUGGGUUUGCCGGGAAGAAAAGGUGAAAUCGGUCCAAUGGGUAUUAAAGGAAUUCAAGGACCGAGAGGACCGAUAGGUAGCGCUGGUAUGAUAGGCGCUCAAGGAGCUCAAGGAUCGCAGGGGAAUCCAGGACCGAGUGGUCUGCCUGGAUCACAAGGUGCCAAAGGUCAAAAAGGAAUACCGGGAGAACAAGGCCAGGAAGGACAAAAGGGGUUGAGAGGAGUCAUUGGAGAUCAAGGAUUUAAAGGAGAGCAAGGUCCGAGAGGAUUUAAUGGACAGCGGGGUGAGCCGGGACAAAAUGGCCCUCCAGGCGAGACCGGAGUUCGAGGGAAACGAGGAGACACAGGUAGUCCAGGGAAAGCUGGAAAGCCUGGCGAAGAAGGACAGAUUGGAGACAGAGGAGUUUCUGGGAUUCAUGGUUCACCAGGUCCAAAGGGAUUCGUUGGCGAUGAAGGAAUAGACGGUAUGAGAGGAGAGAGUGGCUUACCUGGCGAGAUUGGAACAGUAGGACCAGCCGGACCGGAUGGACCUGCCGGUGAUCCAGGGCAUCAAGGGGCUGAUGGUGAACCUGGUCCGAAGGGACCAAUUGGAUUUCGGGGUAAUAAUGGACGGCGUGGAGACACUGGUCCGUCCGGAGAUAUUGGUCCUACCGGAAAUCGUGGAGAUACGGGGCCAAAAGGCAAUCAAGGCGCGGAGGGCUCUGAGGGUAAAGUAGGAAAAAAGGGGAACAAAGGUUUGCAGGGUGACGAAGGCAAAAUUGGCACCCAAGGCGUACAAGGAUCUCCGGGACCGCCAGGAGAGCGCGGACCGACUGGAGAACCUGGGCGUCACGGAGAAUCAGGUUUACGAGUACAGGGUACUAUCGGAAAGAUUGGGAAUCCUGGCUCACAGGGUCAACCGGGACCUCGGGGUCAAAACGGAGUUCGUGGACAAGCCGGGAAUGCAGGAGCCGUAGGACAAAUGGGCAAUGAUGGUCUACCAGGAAUGAAAGGUUUAAGAGGGGACAAAGGGGCUAUUGGUGGAAUUGGAAAUAUUGGCAUGCCCGGACCUGUUGGUAAUACAGGAGCACCAGGACCAGGUGGUGAAGUGGGUGCAAAAGGACGCACCGGUUUCCGUGGACCCCUCGGUUCUGCGGGGCGCACCGGUGAACGUGGAUAUGCAGGUGGCGAGGGUGUUCGUGGUGAGGUCGGAGCUAGAGGUGAAAAGGGAGAUAUUGGACUGCCCGGUGAAAACGGUGAUAUAGGAUUCGAAGGUCCUCCGGGUGAAACUGGUGAGCAAGGUACCCCGGGCUUAGUUGGAUUUAUGGGUCUACAAGGACAAUCUGGCAAGCAAGGUGAUCAAGGUUCGGUUGGAGCACCAGGAAAUGAGGGUUUGACGGGUGGUCAAGGAGAAUCUGGCACCAAUGGACAAAUGGGUCCAAUAGGAAUCGAAGGAAAUAAAGGGGACCGAGGUGAUCGAGGAGCAAUCGGCCAAAACGGAGAAAGAGGAGCACCGGGAAAAAUCGGUUCAGAAGGUUCUAGUGGACAAACUGGAAUCCCGGGAAGAACUGGUCCUCCUGGUCAACCUGGUCAAAAGGGGAUGGCGGGUGAUGUUGGAAUAGAUGGACGUCCUGGAGACGAAGGUCCAGUGGGUCUCAUUGGACAAACUGGUUUGAAAGGGAAAAAUGGAGAGACAGGACCUCCAGGAUCACCUGGUCCUAUCGGCUCGCCUGGUAACGAUGGAUCUCAGGGUUUACCGGGAGAUCGCGGAGAACCAGGAGAAACGGGAUUGCCCGGGACUGCUGGGUCGCCCGGUCAGGUUGGUGAUUUCGGCUUUGCAGGAAAGGAUGGAAAGCAUGGAGAAGAUGGUGAUCUUGGACCUGAGGGACAGGCAGCUCCUCGACAUGCACAAAGAGGGGAUGAAACACAUCUUUUGGAGUGUAAAUUGGCAUUUAGUUGGGGAUUUCCAC
This is a messenger RNA of Didymodactylos carnosus, 5962 nucleotides long. Lineage: Eukaryota; Metazoa; Rotifera; Eurotatoria; Philodinida; Philodinidae. The record is from the annotation of a GenBank genome assembly.